Malaya genurostris is the source of this 2289-nucleotide messenger RNA. It is a transcript of the gene OstDelta, whose product is annotated as dolichyl-diphosphooligosaccharide--protein glycosyltransferase subunit 2. Gene Ontology annotation, cellular component: oligosaccharyltransferase complex; membrane. Lineage: Eukaryota; Metazoa; Arthropoda; Insecta; Diptera; Culicidae. Gene Ontology annotation, biological process: protein N-linked glycosylation. The transcript has 5 exons. The record is from RefSeq and is a predicted model, not a curated record. The coding region runs from base 128 to 2011 and encodes 627 amino acids.
GUCAACGUUUUGCUUCUGACGUGGUAUCGCUGGCUGGAGUUUGAUUCGUAAGCCGGGAUACAAUUGUAGGGAAAAAUAGUGUUUUAAAACAAAUUAAGUUGAAUUUUCCUCGUUAUAUAGCUUUAAAAUGAAGCUUACAGGGAUUCUUCUAUUGAUUGGAUGCCUUAUAUCAACGGCGUGGACAGCAAAAACAGUUUCCAAGUAUAUAACUCAGUUGGAACAGGACCGAUAUCGAAGUAUUUUUAACGAAGGUCUGAAAUCAAACGAUUUGCAGGCCGUAUACUACGCUUCGGCAAAUGUAGCCGCCACAGAAAAAACACAGGAGACUUGUAAGGGACUUACCAAAGUUUACGAAGAAUCCAAACUGAAUGACUUUGAAAAAAAUUUCUAUCUUACGGGAGCAUGGAAAAAUUUGGGCUGCAAGGAGACAGUUCCGGCAAAAGUUAAAGAUGCGGUGAAAAACUCCUUGCAAAAGGACGCCAGCUCUUCCCAGGAAAUUUUCUUCAAUCUUCACUCGGCCAAAAGUCUCAACCUACCAAUCGAUGAAACUGUAAAAACGCAACUGGGAAAGGCUCUCCAGGCUAUACUGAGGAAGGACGAUUCCUUGAGCAGUCUUGGUCAUGGAUUCGCUGUUGCAGCGGAGCUUGGAACUCAAGGUGCCUUUGCCUAUGAUCGUGUGGAGGAAGCUUUUGUUCAGGCUGAUGAAGUUGAUGGAAAAAUGUUGCAGUUUGAAGGGGGGCUGAGUAUUACUGCUCUUAUAGUGAACGGUGCAUUUAAGUUGUCGAGUAGUUUGAAAAAACCGGCUCCUAUUAGCGCUGAGCAGGCAACUAAAUUUGCUACCUAUUUCCUGUCCCGUUCGUCAGUUCAAACCCCGAAAGGAAUUAGUAUUCUGUUGGAGGCUUUGAACACUUUGGCUGGUCAGAAAAACAUCGCACCAAUCUGUGUGAUGCUUUCGGGGAACGGACAACUCUUGCCGGAAUCUCCAGUGCUGGGUGUUAAAGUGAGUGACAUGCUUGGAAAGCCGUUGAGUCCAGCUCUGGCCAUUGUGACGGCUUCAAUAACAUCGAAAGCAACCAAUCAGGCACUGGCAAGCAAAAUUAAUUUAGUUCCUAGCAAUGCCGAUCCCAGCGUAUUCACUUACAACCUGAAGUCACUGAAUCCACCACGUGGUCAAUACAAGGUUGAUAUAGAAGCCGGUGAUUACAAACAGUCCUUGAGAGUGAACGUUCUUGGAAAAGUAAAAGUAAGUUCGCUGGAGAUCGGUGUUGGAGAUUCGGAUAGUGUUGCAACUAUCAAAAAACAUUCGGUUAGCUUCGCUAACAAGUUGAAUACGGAACUGGCAGCCGAUUCCCAGCAGAAGAUUGUCCUGAAAACCCAGCUAGCAGAUGAGGCCAGCGGAAAGCCGCUUAAUGUUCAUCAGGCUUUCGUUUUGUUACGUCAUAAGAUUACCAAGCAGGAAAUUAUUUUCGUUGCUGAAGCCGAUUCCGCGAAGGCAUACAAAUUUGAAAUGGAUGUCGGUGCCAGAAGCAAUGAUUUCGGUCACAAAAGUGGAGUUUAUUCGAUCGAACUAAUCGUCGGAGAUGCCCUCAUAUCUAACUCGUUCAAGUGGUUGCUGGCAGAUGUCAACAUUAAAUUUUCACGAGAAACACCGCAAGAAACAAGCAACCAUCCCCGUCAACCUCUACCGGAAAUCAUCCACCAAUUCCGGGUCCCGGAAAAACGUCCCGCCAAAUUGGUUUCCGAUCUCUUCACCGGUCUCUGUCUGGCUCCGUUGGCAUUGCUGUUGAUCCUUUGGGCCAAACUACGCACAAACGUAUCCAAUUUCCCCUUGUCACUAAGUGCACUCGGAUUUCAUCUGGGUUUGGGAGCCAUCUUGGGUCUGUUCGGCAUAUUCUGGUUGAAGCUGAACAUGUUCGAUACGAUUCGUUAUCUGAUCCCGUUGGCAUUGGUGACUUUCCUCUGCGGAAAUCGGCUGCUGCGGAAGAUUGCCGGACGAUGCUCGGAGAAGUAAGGACGCUGUAAGGAUCUCUGCUUGUCUCGAGGCAAGCACACGUACGUACACUCACAUAAACACGUAACAUUCCCUCAAGUUGCAGUCGGUGAUUCGGGGGGUUUACCAAAUAACUGGCCAGGUCCGACAACUAGCAUUUGAUGAUGAGUCAAUCAAUAUUUUCAGUUUUAUUGGAAGUAAAGUGCUGAAGAUAGUCCAGUAGAGUUACUAAUUUUAGCUGUCCGUAUGAAGUAAGUCGAACUGAUAAAGCGAAUAAAUUGAGUGGAAAUGAAAUACGA